This is a messenger RNA of Nilaparvata lugens (brown planthopper), 3486 nucleotides long. Its product is annotated as NAD kinase. NCBI's taxonomy places the organism in Eukaryota, Metazoa, Arthropoda, Insecta, Hemiptera, Delphacidae. The coding region runs from base 578 to 1669 and encodes 363 amino acids. The record is from RefSeq and is a predicted model, not a curated record. Gene Ontology annotation, biological process: NADP+ biosynthetic process; NAD+ metabolic process. Gene Ontology annotation, molecular function: NAD+ kinase activity. The transcript is spliced from 11 exons.
CUGGGACGCCAGACGCCACUGCCGAGUGACAGAGUGAGAGAGCAGAUCGCCGUCGCGGCGUUGGCGAACGCGCAAAUCAAUGUGAAUGUGACUCACGCACACACACACAUCCGCGCGCGUUUUCUCUCGGCCUCUUUUGCUGCGGCUGCACGCGAUUCGGCUGUUUCGCGAAUACUAUCCCGCUAAUUGGAGUGUACUGACCUCAGGCUACAUUUUGCGGCGCUUCCUAGUUUGGUCACGAUAUUUGCAUACUGUGUGCUACUGUGUUAAAGUGAUUGAAAUAAUAGUGCGCGAUGUGCAGUGAGGGCGGUCGCCUGAGACAGUCACGUUGGCGACGCAGAGAUAGUGGAGGUUACGAGGAGUGAGAGAUGAGUGGUGAGUGUUGGUGUGUGAAUGUUUAGACGGGUGGUGUGAGGACGACGACAGCGGCGUCUUCUGCUGGAAUGAGUCAUCCUCGGACGCCGACUGCUCCCCUCCCCCUCCACCAGUUCGACUCCGACGUUGCGGAACAUGGCCGAGAACAAGGUCUCUCAAUGCACCUAGUCCCAUUCAGCAGUUUGGCCCCUGUGGGCGUAUAAUGAAAAAUUCUGCAAUGGUCAUGACAAUUCAAGACCCCGCAAGCCAAAGGCUGACAUGGUACAAGCCUCCACUCACAGUGCUGGUCAUCAAAAAGGUGCGAGAUGUGUCCGUUCUGUCGCCGUUCGUCCAACUGGUGCGAUGGUUGAUAGAGGAGAAGCGUAUGGUGGUGUUUGUAGAGCAGUCUGUAAUGGACGACUCUCUUCUCCUGACCAAUUCCGAGUUCACUGGAGUCAAAGAUAAACUCAUGACCUUCCGAGAUGGCAAAGAUGAUUUAACUGAUAAAAUCGAUUUCAUAAUUUGCCUCGGAGGAGAUGGUACACUACUCUACGCAAGUCUGUUAUUCCAGCAAUCCGUGCCACCCGUCAUGGCGUUCCACCUGGGCUCAUUGGGUUUCCUAACACCCUUCGAGUUCGAGAACUUUCAAGAGCAAGUUACAAAUGUACUUGAAGGCCACGCAGCACUGACACUACGCAGCAGGCUCCGAUGCAUCAUCAUGAGGAAGAACGAGGAAGUAACGAAAAACACGAAGCCAACGAAUCUGCUCGUUCUGAACGAAGUGGUCAUCGAUAGGGGGCCCUCGCCCUACCUCUCCAACAUCGAUCUCUAUCUGGAUGGAAAGCACAUCACAUCUGUACAAGGAGAUGGUUUGAUAGUGUCGACGCCGACAGGGAGCACAGCAUAUGCGGUGGCAGCCGGUGCGUCGAUGAUCCACCCGAGUGUGCCAGCCAUCAUGGUCACGCCCAUCUGUCCGCACUCGCUCUCCUUCAGGCCCAUCGUGGUGCCGGCUGGCGUCGAGCUCAAAGUUAUGUUGAACUCGGAUGCCCGUCAAACCGCUUGGGUCUCCUUUGAUGGGCGCAACCAGCAAGAACUGCGAGUAGGCGAUAGUUUGAGAGUGACGACAUCGAUCUACCCGGUGCCGUCAAUCUGCUCGCAGGACCAGAUCUCCGACUGGUUCGACUCGCUGGCCGAGUGUCUGCACUGGAACGUGAGGAAGCGACAGAAGCACCUCGACGAGUUGAGCGACCUCACGCAUUCCAGCUCCAACGACACGCUCGACUCGCUCGAGCACACUGAACAACUCGACAGCUAGGGAUCAGUGAAACGUAGAGGCUGGAAGAUGACAUGAAAUGUCAGUUGGGAGAAAGUAUUGGAGAGAAAUUCGUUCGUUAGUGCCAGAGAUGCAGAAAAAUCGAUUGCACCGUUACGCUCUCUCAACUGUUCCAGCUCUGUCCAGGUCCACGCCACCUCUUUGCACAUCCACAACUAACAUGUGCUCACAACUCUCCACAAACUAGACAUAAUUCUACGCAUGUGAUAAUUUCUAAUUUAGUUAAGUUACAGUUUUACAAUUUAUAUAAUUUUAUGUUCUAAUAAGUGCAAGUUCAUCCUCCUCUUCGGAGUAAUUCAUCCUUGAUCAAGUGGGUUCAAUUUCAAUCUCUUGUCUAUCCCUUAGGAGUUGAGUUUAAUUUAUGUUUUCUCAAAAUAUCUAAUAUUGCUCAGAUAUUGUUUUCAAAUCUAAUAAAAUAUCUCUAAUUUCUUUAUUAUUAUAUAGAAAAAUUAAAUCCAUAAUAUGCUCACUUGAACUACAAACUUCUUGGAAGUAAAUUUUCAAUUCUACCACAUUAAAUUGAAAAGUAUACUUUGAAUUCACUUUACAAUUAAUUGUUGUUUUUUAUAUUAUUUAUUUGAGCCAUAAUGGUUCACGAAACAUCAAUGUUGUAUAAUUUCUUCUGUUCAAUCGAGGGAAACCCCUGCUAGUUUAAAUAUUUGUGUAACAUAAUUUUGAAUUCUCUGAUUAUGUUUUUACACACUUUUAGGAUCUUAACUACAGUAUAAACUUUUACUGAUGUAUCUCAUGUAAUUGACCAACACUCGUAAGCUAAAUUAUCUCCUUAUGAAACUGCCAGAAUGACAAGGAAUAUUUUACAAUGUACUUAGAAGAAGUAAGUAAUUAUAUUCUUAAGGUGUUAUUCAUAUUAAUACAAUGCACACAUCUAUUAAUGUGUAUAGUUCGAAAAUCCUAGAUUAGAUUCAUUGUUAUGAGUGUAAAAAUAAUAGUUAUUUAAUAACUCCAUUUAACUCAUUAAAAUCCCCAACUGUUACUAGAAUUCCUAUGAAUAUAAACAAAUUUGAUCAUAUUUUCAUGAUUUAUCAUUCCUUCAUAUUGUACUAUUUUAUGGUGGUUUGAUAGCAUAAAUGUACAUAUACUCUAUAAAGUUGAAUAAUACGAUUUUAUUGGAAAUAAUAAUUAUUAAAUUGAAAAUGGAAUCCUUUUUAAAGAGUUGAUUUUUCACUUUGAUUGCAAUUUUUGUUUCAUUAUUACGUAUGGCAGGGAGACAUGCGAAUGCGAAUAAUUUAUUUCAAAAAAAGUAAACUCAUAUUUUAGAUUCUUCUUUUUACAGUAUUAUUGUUUAAUGAAUUUACACAUCGAUUGGAAAUGUUAUCAUUGUUUACAAACCACAGGGUUGAUAUAUUAUUCUGUUGUUAAUGUUGAUGUAUUUUGUUUAUUAAAAAACGUCUACUUGCCUUUUCCAUGAAAAUUUAAUUUUUAUGUAAGGGCUAUGAAAUAGCUUCAUCAAUACCCAUUCUUUGUGAUUAUGUAGCUUUUGUAAAUAAAUGAUGAAUUAUAUAUAAAUAAUAUAAGUAUAACAGGCUAGCGCAAUUUUUUUGAUUUAUAAAUGUUUUACAGAAUACUCUAAAGAGGAAAAUAAAUGGGAAGGUUUUGCUGAAGAUUGAUGUUCAUGGGAGAACUAUCACAGCUUUAUUAUUUUAUUGAAGUAUCAUUUUUUAUUAGAUCCUAUCAUAAUAGGUUCACAAACAAUAAAGUUUUAUGAAUAUGUAAUGAGAUUUUUAUGCUAUUUUUUGUAUAUUGUUGAAAGGUUGAUAAUAAAAUACUUUAUAAAUCUA